UGAGGAGAUCAUUCAUAAACUAAUUUUGUAGAAAUGUAGAAAAAUCUCAGCUAAAUACGUUUCCAAAAGCUUCAAAUAGCUUUGUGAUAUUCCCUGAUCAACAAAAAAACACAUUAAUAAUUACUGAAAAGAGGCUGUGCUUUUGGAUUGCAUGCAGCGCUAAUGCAAUGGAUCGUUACGGUUUUAAUGCUGCUUUUAUUUUGAAUAUACUUGGUGUACUGCUGUCGAAUGGUUGUUUUGGAACUUCUCUCAUCUCCGGUGCUGAGCCGCAGGAUUUAAAUUUCGCAACUCGAGAGGUCAUAGAAUUAGCCGUACCGGUAAACUUGAAAAUGAAUGACAUCAACGAUUACCGAGAGAUAGUAUUGCAGCCUUAUUCGAAUACCCGGAUUCACUUGGCUAAUUAUUCUAAAAAUGCAGAUGAAAGCGUUGGAUAUGCAUUGGUACAGCUUAAUGCAUUCGAGUUUAAUGUCACACUCAGCUACAACAGCUCUAUUAUCGACGGAGGCCACCUUACGGGGCAAAAUGUUGGUCUGUUGAUGUACGGCGAUGGUGAUCUGUACGCCUUCAACCUGAAUCCGCAGCAACCUGUAUGGGUUUCCUUGGUACUGAUGCUGUACAACAAAUCUGCUCCGGUGCCGGGAGGCUGCAAUCUCGAAUUUCCUGUAGAUAGGUCGCCUAUUCUGAAUCUUACUCUCACCGCAGAAAUUAUCAUCAUUGAUACUCCGGCGGCUUCUGUAGCACCUGCAUUUCAAAAUCCAUCGAAUGCAUGUGGAAAGGCUCGCUUACAGUACGAAUCGUACUACUAUAGUAUGCCUUUGCAUGAUUUCUCUCAAAGAACGUAUUUUUCUGCCAUUCGAGCCCUUAUCAGCUAUGCCAACGCGAAAUCUUCUGGAAAACAAAACACACUCCACGCACCUUUGCAACCCAAUCGACACGUGUAUGGACUCGUAAAAGGUCGCGGAAUGGUAUUUGUAACAGCUGUUAUCGAUCCCGUACACCGUGGCUAUGCUUUGUACGUUCCAGUCCAUACAUACUCCUGCCAACCGUUUGUAAACCAGGAAGACUGCUAUGGUUUGCAUAUCCCACUUCGUUUACUGGCUCUUCUGCUAACUAUUAUUGCCAUCACCGAAGUCAUAGUAGGAUGGAUGCCAGUCGUCGUUAAAUGUUCCAUCAUGGUGGCAUGUCUCGGUUUGCUGGGGACAGUAGAGGCUUUGCAAUUUAUCGAUAAACCUUUACCGAGUGAAUUUAUUAUCGCAUUCUUAAUCGGAGGAGCAAUUGUUGGAUUUUUGAUUGGAUUAUUGUUUGGGUUGUACGUUCCCGUAGCUGGCAGAAUACUCUGUUCAUUUCUCACGGGAUAUCUAAUAUGCCUGUCAGUGUUUGGAGUGAUAAAUGGCAAUUUUUACAAUCUACCACAUGUUUCAUGGUUCGUGGCUAUAGGAGGAAUCCUGAUUGGUAGUGUUCUUAGCAUAACACUUCCAAUCAUAGUAGUUACACGAUCAGUCAUUUUCGGCGCAAUCUCCAUUUACUACGGCGUAAACACCUGUUUCGGUGCCCGACUGGACUAUCCUUUGCGACAUUCGCUGCGUCGACUAUACGUGGAUAACUACGAGCUCGUGUAUUCGGAUCCGAUUGUAGACGAGAAUGAUUUUGUUGCGUUAGCGGUGUUUACGAUUAUAAUGUUUGUGAGUUUGUUUUUACGCUCUCGUUAUCAAUCGGAAGAAAUCAACGGAGACUAUUCGCGAUUUGAGAUACCCUGUCAGGGAACUAUGGUAAAUAAUAAUGACGAAGAUCACAUCGAAAGGAGCACCGUUAUUGCAGCAGAUGAUACGGUGGCUUAUCAGCGCUUCAUGAACGAACAACCGAUUAUAACCCGUUGGACUAACGGCGAUGAUGACGUAUUUGAAUCUCCCAAAACUAAUUCCAGGUUCUUCAAACUUCUUCGACGGAAUGCUCGUAGAUAAAACAUCUUUGGUUUUUUUUAAAACUACUCUAUGGUGCCACUAGAAUACUAGUGUUAAACGUUGUAUGUCAAAUAAUUGUAUUAUGAAUAAAAUAG
Messenger RNA from Anopheles nili, 2056 nucleotides. RefSeq names its product transmembrane 7 superfamily member 3-like. The record is from RefSeq and is a predicted model, not a curated record. The transcript has 3 exons. Lineage: Eukaryota; Metazoa; Arthropoda; Insecta; Diptera; Culicidae. The coding region runs from base 168 to 1961 and encodes 597 amino acids.